This is a messenger RNA of Cynoglossus semilaevis (tongue sole), 4884 nucleotides long. Its product is annotated as calcium/calmodulin-dependent protein kinase type II subunit gamma. The transcript has 26 exons. NCBI's taxonomy places the organism in Eukaryota, Metazoa, Chordata, Actinopteri, Pleuronectiformes, Cynoglossidae. Gene Ontology annotation, molecular function: ATP binding; calcium/calmodulin-dependent protein kinase activity; calmodulin binding. Gene Ontology annotation, biological process: protein phosphorylation. The record is from RefSeq and is a predicted model, not a curated record. The coding region runs from base 447 to 2318 and encodes 623 amino acids.
CUCAGGUCCAGCUCUCUCAGAGAGGAAGACGUCAGUGCUGAUGCCAGGAAAGUGCAGCCAGUUUCUGUCACUCUGCACAGAGACAGACUUCAGGAGGAAAUCACACGUUACAACUAUCCAAUUUCCAAAAGACGCUGAUUUUAUGUCGAACCAUUCUCUUGUUAUCAGCAGUUAUCAAAAUUGAAGGACACGUUCACCUGCCCCUGCUGUAGUUGAGAUCGUGAGAGACCGGAAAAAGUGUCUUCCUGUCUGCAAUGGGGCAAAAAAGAGUGCAGCUGCAAAACACGGUUUCAUUUUUGGUUUAGCUUUAAAAGUCACGCCUUCUCUGCCUGUCAGAAAGGUGUUCCAACGUUGGAGGCUAGGCUACCCUCCUUCAGGACCCCGACCGUACGAGAGCCAGCCGCCGUCGUACCCCAGGGCUCGGGCUCCUCCUCACGGUUCCCACCAUGGCGACCACCGCUACUUCCACCAGGUUCACCGACGAGUACCAGCUGUACGAGGAGCUCGGGAAGGGAGCUUUUUCAGUGGUGCGUAGGUGUGUAAAGAAGUCAUCAGGACAGGAGUAUGCUGCAAAAAUCAUCAACACUAAGAAACUCUCUGCAAGAGAUCAUCAGAAGCUGGAGAGAGAGGCUCGGAUCUGCCGUCUGUUGAAACACCCCAACAUUGUGAGACUCCAUGACAGCAUUUCGGAGGAAGGCUUUCAUUACUUAGUCUUUGACCUUGUGACAGGAGGAGAGCUUUUUGAAGACAUCGUAGCCAGGGAGUACUACAGUGAGGCCGAUGCCAGUCACUGCAUUAGUCAGAUCUUGGAAAGUGUCAAUCAUAUCCACCAGCAUGAUAUUGUGCACAGGGACCUCAAGCCUGAGAACCUGUUGUUGGCUAGUAAGAUGAAGGGCGCUGCAGUGAAGCUGGCAGACUUUGGCCUAGCAAUUGAAGUACAAGGAGACCAGCAGGCUUGGUUUGGGUUUGCGGGCACUCCUGGCUAUCUAUCACCUGAAGUCUUGAGAAAGGAUCCCUAUGGCAAACCUGUGGACAUAUGGGCUUGUGGUGUUAUCCUCUACAUCUUGUUAGUGGGAUAUCCUCCAUUCUGGGAUGAAGACCAGCACAAACUCUAUCAGCAAAUCAAAGCUGGGGCAUAUGAUUUUCCAUCCCCAGAGUGGGACACAGUGACUCCAGAGGCAAAGAACCUGAUCAACCAGAUGUUGACCAUCAACCCAGCCAAGAGAAUCACUGCUGAGCAAGCCCUGAAACACCCAUGGGUCUGCCACCGUUCCACAGUGGCCUCUAUGAUGCACAGACAGGAAACUGUUGAGUGUCUCCGCAAGUUCAACGCUCGCCGAAAACUCAAGGGAGCCAUUCUCACCACCAUGCUGGUGUCCAGAAACUUCUCAGUGGGCCGGCAGCAUACCAACUCUGCUGCUGCCGCCUCCUCCACCGCCACACUGGCUCAGGAAGCUUGCAAAAGUUUACUGAACAAGAAGUCAGAUUCUGCUAAGCCGUCCACCAACAACAGUAAGAACAGUAUAGUGAGCGCCAUCAAUGCCCUGAAAGACACCAACAUGGCAGCCAACGCCCAGAUGGAAUCGCAGAGCACUGUGGUGCACAAUCCUCCUGAUGGAGUGAAGCCUGCACUACAGGGAUCCACGGAGAGCAACGCCACCAACGAAGAGGAAGAAAUGAAAGGUAGGAAAGCGGACAGUACGGCGCUGAGUCAGAGCAGCGCCACAGAGGAGAUGCCCCCACUUCUGCCCUCACCUCAAAGCUCACCUGCCAUUCCACCGCAUGACGUAAAGCGCAUGGCAUGGAACAGCACAGGCAACAGCUCCUGCCCCGAGUCUGAGCUCUCUCAGUCCUCCAUGCCUGCCGCUCCACUAGGGAGCAACACUGUCGCUGCUAAAAGCAACACUAAGCAGACCCGUAAACAGGAAAUCAUCAAGAUAACAGAGCAGCUGAUUGAGGCCGUCAACAAUGGAGAUUUUGAAGCUUACACGAGGAUUUGUGAUCCUGGUCUCACCUCUUUCGAACCCGAGGCUCUGGGGAACCUGGUGGAGGGCAUGGACUUUCACAAGUUCUACUUUGACAACUUGCUGAGCAAGAAUGACAAGCCGGUGCACACCACCCUUCUCAACCCACACGUGCACCUGAUUGGUGAGGAUGCAGCGUGCAUCGCCUACAUCCGACUCACACAGUUUGUGGACUCCAUGGGCCACCCUCGCUCUAGCCAAUCAGAGGAGACCAGGGUGUGGCAUCGCCGCGAUGGCAAGUGGCUCAACGUUCACUUCCACUGCUCAGGAGCACCUGCUGCACCACUACAGUGAUCAGUGGUCCUGAGCCUCCAGUCUACUGGAGUGUGUGUUUUGGGGGGCAGUUUUUUUCAGCAAGCGUGUUUAAGAGGCGCGUCCUCUUCGUGGAUUGGCUAGUGCCAGGAGCCCGGCCGGGCAAGAACGCAUCCCUCUCCACGAUACCAACCAAUCCUGUCCCUCCUUUGACCUGCUGGGGGCCGGCUGAACACAAGACUCCGCCCCCAUGGGAUGAUGCAUGCAUCUGGCGCCUGAUUGGAGGGUGCGUCUUUGCCCUCUAUUCCUCCCCUGGCAGCCAUCUUUUUUCUGCCCGUGCAAGAUGAGACGUCCUGGGGGAGGAGGGGGUUUACAGUUGAACUUGUGACAGUUUAUGAGUAUGAGUUAUGAAUAUACUGUGUAAAUUAUGACUAGAUGUACCAGAAACCACCAAAACCCAACCAAGCAUUUAUAUUCACUGUCUAAAAGGGAGGAACAGGGAGGCGUGUGUGAAGUUAGCAGCUGAGAUUUUGGACACAUUUUUGGCAUUAUAGGGUUUAACGGGGGUAAGAAGUGUUGUGCUCGUUAUCCAGACAUUGACUUAAAACCGUAGGGAGACUUUCCCCAACUGAAUUAAAGAGGGAAAAACGUCAAGUGUGCUCAGUCAAAGACCUUAAUGAUGAGAGAAACUUGAUAUCAAAACCAUGAAGCACCAAAGUGUAGAACUUUAGGCUUUUUUCCUGUGUUUACGUUUGUGUGCUUGUUUCCUAUUGGAAAGUCAGCCGUGUCAUUGUGGGUCACGGAAGUGCGGGUGUUCAUCUGACUUGAUGUUGUGUGUUCUGUUCCAUUUUAUAGUGUCUUGUCCUCUGGUUUGUUUGUUUUUUUCUCCCCGUUGUUGUUCCUGUGAGUACUCCGAGCCUCCUUUUCUUUGUCUGACGUUUGAGGCUCCUUUUUAAAAGUGUUUUUAAAAAGAGGGAUUUUACUGUGCAAGUUUAACGUUGACAUGCUUGUUCUGUUGUGUCCGUAUGCAUCCAAGGGAGAGUGUGUGUCAGCAAAUACAUGGGUGUUUUUGCAUAUUUGCUAAUGGCCUCUUCCUCUCUGUCAGACCCUUCCAUUAUCUUUCCCUCCUUUCCUUUAUUAACCAUUCCCUCUUUAUGCCCUCUCCUCUCUUUUCCUUUCCUUUUUUUGUGCUUUUCUCUGCUUUCUACAAAGGCCUGGUUUGUUUAUAAUCACUGUGUAAAUACAGUGUAUGUAUAGGUAUAUGUAGAAAAGUGUAAUAUAUGUACAUGUAUCUAAGAGACAUCCAUCCUGUGCAUCAGAUUAUAGGAAACACUCCCAGUGUCCCCUUGUGGGACUACACAUAGUUUUUAGGGCUUUAAUCUUUAAUUUGUGAACAUCCUUCUCCUUUAAAGACUUCCUGCAAAUAUGGCAGCUCUUACGUUGCCUGGUUCCAGUCCCAUGGCCAUAAGACUGUUUUGAGGAUGGAGAGUAAAUGGAAAAAAACAGGAUAAAAUACCUUUUAACCCAAAAUUCUUCUUCUUUUUUAACAUUGACAUGCUUCAUUUGUUUUGUUCAAACCACAUCCCACAAUGCUGUGAACAGUCUCUUCAUAUCACUCACACUCACACACUCACGCCUGGUGGUGUGUCUCAGCUCUGUAACAUAUCUGCACCACUACUGUGCUACCAGGGCGCCACCUUUGCUGUCCUGCUUCAAUCGUCCUCGUCCAUCAGAGCCCCCUGGUGUUAAACUGAGUCCCUGCUAUGGAAAUGUUUGGUUGUUCCUCUCUGUUGUUUCUCUGGUCCUGUGUUACUGUUUUCUUUUAUAAUAUUUCUUUCCUCGUUGUUGUCGUCAAUGUUGCCGUUAACUUGUCUUUUGGUAAUUUGCCGAUCUGCCAAGCUGGAGUUCUGCACUCUCCCUCACACAGAGAGAAAAAAAAGGGAAAAGAGAGGGAGGAAGUAAAGACUACACAAAAUCCAGAUUGAACGGCUUGAUCAGAACGAAAUAAUAAUAAUAAUAAAAAAUGUAAUCUACCCUUGGUGGUUUUAAAUAGUGCCUGCUCAGUUGAGAGGUGUUUCAGAAGCCAGAGAGAGUGAGUGGGUGUGGGUGUGCAGGUUUUUGUGACCUACACUGUUCAACCAGAGCGGGAGAACUAGUUAUAUGCAUGUUUCAGUUACGCAUUUCUACCAUGUACCUACCUGAAUAAGGAUGGAGUCUAGUGUUAAUAUAUGAUAUUUGCAUCUUUUGAAAUAAGAAUUUCCUCCAUCCAGAAUGUUGAAUAGGUGACAUGAAAAAAAACAUGAUUAAAAAAAAUUAAAAACGUAAAAGAAAAAAAAAACUGAUUCAGGAGCCAUAGCUUGGUAUGAGGCCCUUGAUGUUAGCGUUUUUCCCUGCGUUGUAAUGAUAUACUAUUGGGCUGCGCUUUCUCCCCCAGCCUUCACAUGGAUGCUGGUGUUUUUUUGCAUGAUCAUGAUGUACAAUGAAAUACAACCAUGAAUUGACGACUAUCAAGUGUUUGUCUGAGUGUUAGUUGGUCUUCAUCAUAGCUUUGUUAUUCUUCAAAACUUGGAUCUUGAAAGUAUUUAAUAAAAAUACUAUUUCAGCACUG